GCCGGCCGCGUCCGCCAGCCUGCGCCGCUGCGCCUGCGUCGCUCGGCGGCGCGCUCCCGGUGGAGGCCGCGGGGCCGGGCCGCCGGCGGAGGUUUCCGUCCCCUCCCGCCGCCAUGGCAACGGCUGCAGGGAAGUGGAGCUGAGAUCCAGCGCAGAGGGAAAUCCAGUAUGAUGGCUCCAGAAAGGGGUUCCAAGGAGCACCUCAGCAGUGACACAGCUGCUGCCUCUGGCAAGCAUUACCUCUGUGGCUACUGUGCAGCCUUCACCAACAUCGCUGUCACCUUCCCCAUCCAGAAGGUGCUCUUCCGGCAGCAGCUCUACGGCCUGAGGACAAAGGAUGCAGUGCAGCAGCUGCAGAAGGACGGGAUCCGGAACCUCUACCGCGGUAUCCUGCCUCCCCUGAUGCAGAAGACCACUACGCUGGCCCUCAUGUUCGGCCUGUAUGAGGACUUCUCCUGCCUGCUGCACAGCCACACGAGCGCCCCUGAGCUGCUGACGCGCAGCAUGGCGGCGGUGCUGGCUGGGACCACCGAGGCCCUGCUGACGCCAUUCGAGCGGGUGCAGACCCUGCUGCAGGACUACAAGCACCACGACAAGUUCACAAACACUUACCAGGCUUUCAAGGUGCUGAAGGCCUACGGGUUGCGGGAGUACUACCGGGGAUUGGUGCCCAUCCUGCUCCGAAACGGGCCCAGCAAUGUGCUCUUCUUCGGCCUGCGGGGACCCAUCAAGCAGUGCCUGCCAGAGGCCACCUCCUACAGUGCUCACUUGGUGAAUGACUUCAUCUGCGGGGGGCUCUUGGGCGCCAUGCUGGGCUUCCUGUUCUUCCCGGUGAACGUCGUCAAGACUCGCAUGCAGGCGCAGAUUGGGGGCGAGUUCCAGUCCUUCUCCAAGGUGUUCCUGAAGAUCUGGCUGGAGCGUGACCGGAAGCUGAUCCACCUCUUCAGGGGAGCCCACCUGAACUACCACCGCUCCCUGCUGUCCUGGGGCAUCAUCAAUGCCACCUACGAGUUCCUGCUGAAGCUGCUGUGAGCACCGCUGCCUGCUGCAGCUCUGCUGCUUAUUGGGGAUUGGCACGUGCAGUGCCGCUGCGUGCCAGAGAGCAGUGCCUGGCACCGCCACAGGCAACUGGCCUUUGGUACCUGAGGGUGACUGGUGAUGCACCCAAACCUUGGUGCAAUUCAGAUGAACACUUAGAGGUAUUUAUUUCUGGCAGGUGAGUUUGCCCAUAUCAGAGCUACUAGGCAAGUACAAGGCUUAUAAACAGAGAAGACUUUUCUGGAUCCAGCAGCUGAUUCUGUAUCACUCCCAAAGUCUCCCAGUGCUCCAUGAUGGAAUGUGCUUCCCUGCCCACGUUGUAGAACACGAAAAUCAAGGAGGGGCUGAUGAAAAUCAGUUCCCUUGCCUCACUGUGGUGGGUUGAAGUUUGCCCCCCAGCAUUAACUUCUGCCAGACCAACUCAGUUAGAAGCAAAUGAAGCUGCAUUUACAAGCAAAAUCUACACUCUGCAAUGAAAUGCAAUGAAUAUGUGCAAAGUACACAGGAUUUACAAUAUUACACAGGUAUUUACAAUGAAUAGACAGCACAAGGAUGCCCCUGGCCAAGGACCAGGGGAAGCUACUAGCUUCUCCCUCCCUACCCCCUUUGCCCCCCUGUACAAAAGGGACAAGAGGAAGGAGCAGAGAAGCUAGACUUAGCCAAAGCCAGUCAAUAAGCAGGUUUUCUCUCCCGAGCAAAGCAAAACAGCCAGAGAUCAGAAGAGGAAAAAGGAAGAACUGUUAUGGUACAGCGCCUCUUAUCCCAGAUAUUUACCCAAUGAAUUUGUUUAGAAUAAUCUUUGGUUUUCCUUUUCACACCCAGUAGUGAUUUAUUUAUAUUUUUCUACUUUUCUGCUCAACAUCUGUAACUGAGUUUGAAAGGCAAAGCCUAAAGCCACCACACUCACAAACUUCAAAAUGGUGAUUUAAGAACUGCAUUUCCAAUGUGUUAGGGUCCUAAGUAAUCCUUACUGUUUAAAGCCAAAAGGAUGUAUCCAUAUGGGGAUGACUGAAGUUUAGAACUUCAAGCUUAAGCUAAGCCUAUACAGACUCUUCUGCCAGCUGCUCUGGUGCUGGCUGUGAUUGUUGCAUUCAUCAGUGUGAGGGUGGCCACCGAGUGCUCAGGAGCUGCAGUGUGAGCUGGCUGCAGCUCACCUGGGAUCUCCGAGUGUGCACUGUGUGCCUUCAUGUGAAAAGGGAAGAGCUGAAGCAAAUUUACUAAAGCUUUAAAGUGUCCUUCCUUGUUAAAAGCCCUUCUGCUUGUGAACAUGGAGAUUGUUCUGCCUUUAUUUUUUUUUAUUGCUGCUUUUUCUGUUGCUCUCAGCUGUGGGGUCAGGAAGAAAAUGGCCCUUAAAUAGUUCAGCUUCUGCAACUGCAAAGGUAGCUCACAAACACAGCUCUCCUGUGCUGAGGGAUCUUGUGUUUUGCAAACACCUGUUUCAUUUUGGCUGUGGAAUCAUGGAUCACAGCGAGGUGUUUUCACCUGGGACUUGACAUUCUGCCUGCUCAAUGUGUGCUCCACAGUUCCAUCAGACAGGGCUGCACGGUGGCACUGACCAGGGGGUUUCUGGGUAUUGCCCACUUCAGUGGAAGUCUGUGAGGGUAGCAGAGACAAAGGUGACCUCAGAGGCAGUUGGGCAGGACAAAUGCAGCCUCUGAAGACAUGUUUAAGGACUUCUGUAGGUGAAUUUCAAAAAGCCUUACAGAAGUAGGAAUUGUUGUGUGUCCUGCAGAUCUGGGAGCUGAGAGAUGUGGGACUUGGGGAGAGGUGCAGAAGAGCAAGCAUCACCAUAAACUGGGAGAGGGUCUUCACAAAACAGCAUUUGCUUUCCUGGGGGACUUUGUUUUAUGAAACUAUAUAUGCAAAACAAAAUACUUUGACAAAUAUAAUGGGGCACAAAAGCUUCCAGACAGUGGUCUGAACUGGGUCUUUUCCCAUGUUCUGGAGGAGCUAUUACUGCUCUUGAGUUUUCCAUUUGCUAAACUCUCCUCAGAUACUCCGAUCAGUGUGUUACAAGCACAGUCCCUAGCUUCUCAUCCAAUACCAGCCAGGCACAAGUGAGCUUUCCUGUAUCUGAUUGUUGUGAUGAUCUGCAUUGAAAUAAAAUGUUUGCUUGUGUUUGUUAUUGGCAGAAUCUGAUUUUUACCAGUGAACUGUUUUUUUUGUAAUCACUCCUUGAUGGAAUAAAAACAGAAAUUGCA
This is a messenger RNA of Dryobates pubescens (Downy woodpecker), 3239 nucleotides long. It is a transcript of the gene SLC25A51, whose product is annotated as solute carrier family 25 member 51. Bases 169 to 1032 code for a protein of 287 amino acids. The record is from RefSeq and is a predicted model, not a curated record. The transcript has 2 exons. NCBI's taxonomy places the organism in Eukaryota, Metazoa, Chordata, Aves, Piciformes, Picidae.